This is a messenger RNA of Lasiosphaeria miniovina, 2955 nucleotides long. Its product is annotated as Oxysterol-binding protein-domain-containing protein. Gene Ontology annotation, molecular function: sterol binding. The record is from RefSeq and is a predicted model, not a curated record. The transcript is spliced from 3 exons. Gene Ontology annotation, biological process: ER to Golgi ceramide transport; maintenance of cell polarity; endocytosis. Gene Ontology annotation, cellular component: membrane; intracellular membrane-bounded organelle; cytosol. Bases 1 to 2955 code for a protein of 984 amino acids. NCBI's taxonomy places the organism in Eukaryota, Fungi, Ascomycota, Sordariomycetes, Sordariales, Lasiosphaeriaceae.
AUGGCAGGCAUCGAGCAGCUCGAGAUCCAUAGCAAGUCCUACAUUGUGCGAUGGGUCAAGGUCGAGGCUGGACACACCAUCUCGUGGAGCGUGCAGCCACACAAGAAGUCCGUAAACUUCGCCAUCGUCAAGCACCCAGGUAAUGGAGGCACGAGCCUGGUUUCGCAGUCGGACGAGACGGGCCCCUUGGACCAGCAUACGGAAGGAGGUGUCAGCGAUGGCAAGGCAGGCCUGUUCGCCAAAAAGGAUGCCAGCACUGCGCAGGACCAGCUCGCCAAGAAAGGCUUCAUCCCAAUAAAGUGGUACGGGAAAUGUGAGGCCGACAAGGUCUCGGUCGGGACCCUCGAUGUCACCGAGGGCGGCAUGUUUGGCUUGGUAUUCGACAACACGUUUUCCAAGCAAACCUCCAAGACGGCAACCUUCGUUCUCCUGACAUAUCCGACCGGCGCGCCGCCAGUAACUGCCCGGAACCUGCCCAAUCUCCAGGCCGGUCCGAAUGCCAAUUCCAGCAAGACAAGCUUGGGGAAAUACAGCAGCCCGCGUCUCGGUGCUGUCGCGUCCGAAUCGGUUGACAGUCUCCAUAGCCACCCCGCUGGGGCCGGGCGCACGCUGUCCAACGCCGGUAGAAGCGAUAGUGCGACGUCGAGUUCGUACCAUGUAGGCACGCUGCUCAAGAGGAGGCGCAAGAAGGGACAGGGGUUUGCGCGGCGCUUCUUUUCUCUCGACUACACGACAUGCACGUUGUCAUAUUAUCACAACCGCAAUUCCUCGGCCUUGAGGGGAGCCAUACCCCUAAGCCUGGCCGCUGUAGCAGCCGAUGAGAGAAGGCGGGAAAUCACCAUCGACUCGGGCGCCGAGGUGUGGCAUCUCAAGGCCUCAAAUGCGAAGGAGUUCAGCGACUGGGCCCGCGCCCUGGAGCGCGCAAGCCGCAUCGCUCGAGGAUUGGAGUCGCUUCCCAGCAAUGCCGCGGCCUCAGAGACGCUCCGAGCUGUGCAGGCAGCCACUGGCGGCGCGCCGUACCCCGGGCGGGAGGAGGACAACAGGGAGUGGAAGCAGGUGGAGACCCUGGUAAGCCGGAUUGUGGGUACGAGGGACGCCCUCCGACGCCUUGUCAAGGAUAUGAACGCGCAGAAGCAGACACACAGUCACGCUCUUCUCUCUCCAGGAACACCGACUUUGUCAGAAGACUCGGACAGCUAUUUCCUUCCGCAGUCCGACAGACGUCACUUCUGGAAACGCAAGACGAGCGCCGCCUCCUCGCCGCUCAUACCGCAGGCCUUCCAGACGGCGGUCGGUACUUCACUGGCUGUGCCGUCGCCGACGUCCGCCCCGGCCGCCGUGCCGAACGGCGCAAACAGGGCGUCUAGAACUCCCGCGCCUGAAGAGCGCAAUAUGCACGACCAUUGCGCAGCCCUGCUGAACGAUUUGGAUACUGUGGUCGUCGAGUUCUCAAAUCUCCUAUCUAGCAGCAAGCGCCGAAGGUUACCUGCGUCAUCUUCGGCCGGCCCGAGGAGUAGCUUUGAGUCGACCUCUACUACGGAAGAGUUCUUCGAUGCUGAGGCGGGCGACGCAGAAAGAUCCCAGAAUCAGCUCAUGAUUAUCGGCCAUCAUAGCGAGGAAGACACUCCGGCUUCGGAUGCGGAGGAAGCUCUGACGCACGAGAAUUCAUCGGUGUCCUCAAUGGAGGACGAAGAGGACUUUCACCAUUCCCCAGAGGGCGCCGUGAGCCUCUUCCCGUCAAAACCGAAAUCACUGGCGCCUCUACCAAUUCUGGACGCAGUCCGGAGGCGCAAAACUAUCCCGCGGGCGACCGUACCACCACCUAGUCUCAUUGCCUUUGUUCGCAAGAACGUCGGUAAGGAUCUUAGCACGAUCAGCAUGCCCGUAUCUGCCAACGAGCCAACCUCACUUCUCCAGCGCUCGGCAGAGCAGCUAGAGUACGCAAACCUCCUGGAUGCGGCUGCCCAAAAUAGCCAACCGAAAGAGCGUCUUCUCUACGUGGCGGCAUUUGCAGUUUCGCAGUUCAGUGGCGGGCGGGCAAAAGAGCGAGCCAUACGCAAGCCGUUCAAUCCUUUACUAGGCGAGACCUUUGAACUAGUGCGAUCCGAGGCCGAAGUCCCAGGGGGUUUCCGCCUGCUCGUCGAAAAGGUGUCGCACCGGCCAGUGCGCCUCGCUAUGCAAGCCGACAGUGCGCUCUGGUCAUUCUCCCAGUCGCCCGCCCCCACGCAAAAGUUCUGGGGCAAGAGUGCCGAGAUCACAACCGAAGGCCGCGUGCGGGUCAGUCUGCGGCUACCAGACGGCACCGACGAGCUGUAUAGCUGGAACAUCGCGACCGUGUUUCUGCGCAACGUUGUCAUGGGCGAGAAGUAUGUGGAGCCGGUCGGUACCAUGAACGUUACCAACGAAAGCACGGGCGCCAAGGCCGCCGUCGAGUUCCGCUCCAAGGGCGUGUUCGGCGGCCGCGGCGAGGAGGUCCAGGUCGAGGCGUACGGGGCAGACGGCGGACACAGCGGCGCGUCGCUGACGGGCACCUGGACCGGGGGGCUGCGCCUCAUGCCCGGGGGCACCGAGGUAUGGAAGGUUGGCAGCCUCGUCGAGAACCCCGCCGCCACGUACGGCAUGACGACCUUCGCCGCGAGCCUCAACGAGAUCACGGGCCUCGAGAAGGGCAAGCUGCCACCCACCGACAGCCGGCUCCGUCCCGACCAGCGAUUCGCCGAGCAGGGCGACCUCGACCAGGCCGAGGACUGGAAGGUCAGGCUGGAGGAGGCGCAGCGAGAGAGGCGCAGGGCGCUCGAAGAGCGCGGCGAGGGGCACAAGCCUAGGUGGUUUGCCAGGGUGGCCACCAGCCAGGACGGCGAAGAGGUCUGGCGCCUCAAGGGCGGCAAGGACGGGUACUGGGAAGAAAGAGCAAAGGGCGCGUGGUCCGGCGUGCCCGACAUCUUUACCGGGUAG